This is a messenger RNA of Suillus discolor, 1212 nucleotides long. RefSeq lists its product as uncharacterized. NCBI's taxonomy places the organism in Eukaryota, Fungi, Basidiomycota, Agaricomycetes, Boletales, Suillaceae. The record is from RefSeq and is a predicted model, not a curated record. The transcript has 5 exons. The coding region runs from base 201 to 1052 and encodes 283 amino acids.
GACUCUUGUGCCUAUGUCAAAAUCUAAAAACCGCAACCUCCGAUACAUGUGGUCAUUGGUUGUCAUAAACAAAUUGUACGUGGCACGUGAGCGGAAAUAAGUUAUCUAUCUAUUACCUUGCUAUUACCUCACCAAUCGACUGCGACCAAGUGCAUUUGUUUUGUGCUUUCCCCACACAGAUACCCUCUCAAAAAUCCCACAUGUCUCCCGCGAGUAUCGCAGCUAGCAAUACGCUCAAAGCGGAUAUUACAGCGAUGCAAAAUGGUGAUAGGACCCAGGGUGAUACUCAGGGGAACUUGGCAAGGAGCCGCAAAAGCCAAAUGAAAGAUGAAUCAGUUAUCAUGCCUAAUCAGCUGCACAGGCAGGAUAAAAGUAGGGAGCCAAGGGAAGCAUGCGGCCGCCACAGCAUUACUAGUACAUUUGAUUCCGAGGACGAGGAAUGUUACGAGGACACGAUUGAUUUCAUACGUCGUUCUAAACAAGGAUGUCCAUCUGUCGAUGGACCUCGACCCUAUUUAACAGUAUCCGGAGAUGACCCUCAGGGCUCUAGUGAUCGAUCCAGCCCACGGGUCCACUUUCGUUCUCGUGUACGCAUAACUGCUGGCAUGCGUCGCAGACGGCUUUCUGAUGGACUGCCGUCGGGUGCUUCGUCGAUAUCAGGCUCACCUUGUUCAUCUAUUUCCGCACCAUUGCGCUCUGCGAACGCUGCAAGUUCAAAAGGAUGGGGUCCACUAGGUCAGCGAGUAAGUAUCCUUGCAUCUCAAAACUAUGUUUCAGAGCCAUCAUCGCCUACUGUCCGGCGGAGAUCACGACACAGCAAUAAUCCACCAGAACCAUAUCACAGUCCUGUGAACGAACACACAUCACUCUUACGACCCCCUUGCAGGUACUCGUACGCAAGGGGAUAUGACGAAAAUAAUUGGCAGCGAGGACGUGUGAUAGAUGACACUUUCGGCAAGUGGCCCGGGAGACUGCUAAACCGCCACUGGUGGUGGUGGCAAUUUGAAUCACUUGUUUGCUGCCUCUGCAUAGACUGCUCUGACGAUGAAUAACAUCAGAACACCGCGCGAAAUUUCUUGAUCUCAAACACAUGUAGGAGACACCACUCAGGCGUGGUGACGUCGUUGGUGGCCCUUUGCUUUCGCGCUAUCUUGUUCAGACUACAUUUGUAUAUUAGCAUCACGUCAUACCCAACAUGUUCUUGCUGAAAGA